CCUUCUCUCUUCCUCUCUAUCUCUCCUUUCGCUUCUAACCCCCGCCGGUGUCGAGGCUCGAUGCAACUCACCCUUCGUACACCGUCACGGGAAUCUUUUCAAUGCAUUUCACCGCCAGCUUUCACCUUUCGCCGGAUAUUUCUAAGCAAAUAUUUUUUUAAUAAGCACACCUACCCCUCGCUUCGUUAAUACGCCUCUUUGCAACUUUCUCCGUAUGUUUCUACGUAAGAAAAUACAAAAUUGCAUCCUUCUGGGAGUAUCUAGAUGGAAUGCCCUGAAUUUGAAAAAAACUGAGUUUGUAUAGUCGACGAGUGAGAUUUGAACGCAUCUCAAGACCGUCCUUGAUCAGUGACACGAAGACAGAUGCUUGAUGAGACUAUUAGCAGGAAGGAAUCCCAUUUUGGAAUACAGUUCCGUGUUCGUCUCUGGAGAAGGCAAAGCAAUGGAAUCGCAGAGCGUAAUCUCAGCGAGGCUGAUCAAAGGAGAAAGAGGGAUCGAUGAAGAGCGUCGAACGCGAGCAAGGGAACUUGGUCGUCGUUCGCCUGCACUUUUAACGUCGCCGCGUUUCGUGUCGCCUUCGUCCCAAUUGAAUGAGAAAAAAGAGGGAAAAAUGGGGAGAAAAGGUGGCCCGGCUGUAGCCGUAGAGGAAAAGACGAACGAUAGUAGGAGACAGAGUGGAACAGGGAUGGAGCAUUCCUUGGGGUGUUGCAGCUUAUGAUCAUGCAACGAGAUGGGCGUGUUUUUAGGUUGCUCUUUGCUCCGCCCCUAGUACCGCCCCAUUGGUGGUUGCUGUUACCUUCAACUCGUGACCUCCCUUCACCCUUCUGUCUGCAGUUGAAACCUCCGUUGGGUUUCGCCAGCAGCCACCGCACACACGUCAGCAGCGGCAAACUCGGCGCCUCCAACGGCAAACGGAUCGUUCGUGAUCUCCGUCGAUCAUCUGCCAGGGAUCAGCGAUCAACCAUUUCCACGGCAUCGCGAGGAAAAAUUUUUGUUAAAGAACCGAGGAAAGUCCGAAGUGAUCCGUCGUGUGCUUGGUUCGCUAUGAGAUUACGGAACAAACGGUGAGAGCGACAUCCGGCCGCUGUACACGCGAGCCUAUCGUCUGUGCCCAAUCAACAGUGUUGUUUCGCUAAAAAGGAAGCUUUGGAAGGAUGCAGACGGCAUAGAAGAUAGCGAUGGAUUCUAGGAACGGAUGUUCCUAACGGAGAAGCCCAGUGGUUGCGACGUUUGACCGGAAUGGCUGACAUUUGGACGCUUGGCUACUCUGAAUCCUAAACUUUGCAACUUUCCCAUCGGAGAAUUUCGUUAUUCGGAGUGAAAAAGUUCAAAUCGCAUCUCUAAGUAAUACAUCUGGGUCGUAUCAAAGACUACCGAAGGUUCGGAGGCGUUCGAUCCGUCGAUGUGAUGAACGUGAAUACAACAGAGCAACAGGAAGUAUUAAUCUGCUGAGAGGUUCAGUGUCAAGCGUCCCUGCGACAAUGGCGCACAGUCGAAAAUCGAAGCGAAAAAAUUGAUCGUGAGCUUUCGAUAAUGUCGAUGGCUAAUUUGAGAGACUUUGUUCUAGUAGAUGCCGACCUAUCGAAGGUCGCCGUGUGUCAUCAUAAGUUCCGAUGCUUCUUUGAACUGGUUACCCAGAAGAAGUUUCUCGUUUUGCAAUGUCGCGUUAGACGAACGAACUGCAAGAUCAAGUAGAAAAGACGCCGAUGCUGCAACUUCAUCGGGAACUUUGAACUCUGCUCUGGGAGUCCUGUCUGGGUGAAAGUGUUCAGGAUUAUCGGAGGACCGGAACGUGUUCAGAUCACGGAACUCGAUUCGAUCGGGCUACUACUAAAUUUUCACGUAUUCUGUCUCUAUCAUGCAACCGUUCUCAACCGGCAGUACAAUGGCGACCGAAACACCGACUAGUCUUCCGCCAGAGAGGGUUACUUCACCCGCGCCCUGCAAGAACUUGACCUUCUCCAUCGCUAAAAUCAUGGAACCGGAUAAACGUCUUACCGAGCAGAGCAAUAAUCAACAAACGACACCGCCGCAACCUCCACCGCCUAGCAUUCCUUCGUUAACUUAUUCCGCGCAUUUGGAAUCGGCCUUCAAGAAAUACGUGCCAACGUUGAGGCAUCAGAAUCUCUUGCAACCCUAUUCUCUUCUCUAUUAUCAUCCGAAUUCGUUGUUGAGUGCCUUUCCAGCACCACCGCCCACUACACCCACCGUUCCGCAGAAUUCACCACCACCAACCACCAUUCAAAAAGCUUUCUCGAAAAUGAGCUUAACAGCGAUUUCAGCCGAGAGCCAACGCGAGAAGAAGAGUCCCGGACCACGGAACAACGAACUCAACACGGCGAACAAACAGAAAACGUUCACCUGUCCCGAAUGUGGGAAGGUGUUCAACGCACAUUAUAAUCUGACCAGACACAUGCCAGUUCACACGGGAGCUCGACCGUUCGUCUGCAAGAUCUGUGGCAAGGGCUUUCGCCAGGCGAGCACCCUGUGCAGGCACAAGAUCAUCCACACAGCGGAGAAGCCGCAUAAAUGUCCGACAUGCGGCAAAGCUUUUAACCGAAGCUCGACACUGAACACCCACAGGCGCAUCCACGCCAAUUACAAGCCGUUCGUCUGCGAGUACUGCGGCAAGGGGUUCCAUCAAAAGGGGAACUACAAGAAUCACAAGUUGACGCACAGUGGCGAAAAGGCCUAUAAGUGCAACAUCUGCAACAAGGCGUUUCAUCAGAUCUACAAUCUGACUUUUCACAUGCAUACUCACAACGACAAGAAGCCAUUUUCUUGCAAGAUCUGCGGCAAAGGAUUCUGUAGGAAUUUCGAUUUGAAAAAACACAUGAGAAAAUUACACGAUACCGGAUCACCUGUAUUAAAUAGCCUAGGUACUUCAUCGCAAAGUCACAAUCAACAGUCUGGUUACGCGUCGGUACAGCACGGAGCCGGUGGCCAUUCGUUUGUCAAUCCUUUCUUGCUACCACCUCCUGGUACUACGAGUUAUCUCAGCAAAAUGUUGUGACAAGGCGACGGUAUAAAUUACCCGAGGAAGACACAGUGUCCUUUGAUCCUCGGAGCACCCUGUUACACGGGGGACAUCGGUCAGUUGACGCAACCCUCGAAAUGAAAAGACCUCCAUGAGGAAGAUGUCGAUGAUUAAAACACACAUAUAGAGGGUGAAACUGGAAAUAGACGAAUACAAAUCGUCAGGUUUUCACGAUGAAAGUAAGUUGUUUCCAAUACGGAGGCUAAGAAGAGAUACCAAAGACGCGGCAGAGACUUCGACAAAUGGGGAACGUGUACGUACGUGUUACUGCAUCCUUUCGAGACAACCAACUACCUCAUCUACAGCAUCCAAAUUGUAGGAGAUUAUUUCUGUUUUAUCUUAAGGCUAGUCUCAGGUCUUUUUCGUCAGGAAACGAAAUCAUUUCUAACAAUUUCUUUCGGAUAUCUUGUUUAGAAACUGUUUUUUAACCAGACAGAACUUCAGCACCGAAAUAAAUACAUCUGUAUUGAAAAUUCUCUCGAUCACGAUUGCCAAGUAAAUUAUCAAGCGGUUGAGAAUGAUUCACAAAAUCAUAAUAGAUAGAAAAAUCGUUUUAAAAUCGUUCUAAGUUAAGUAAGCAUAGAAAAAAGUCUUUUGGGAAAAGGAGCUGGCAAACAACGAUAUAGGUGCGUCCAUUUAGAAAAAUUUCCCCGGUACGGAAGUAGGAAUAUUCUUAACUUGGAAAAUCAGAAUCGGACAACGCGACGGCGAGUGUAAAAAUGUCGGGCAAACAGUACGAAUAAUCGAAUUAGACGAUUCGUCGCGGACAAUUCUGCCAGGACAAUGAUAUUUUAACCGAAUGAGCAGUUGCCAGCUGCAAAACACGGAUUGAAUAUGUUGGAGAACGCAAAUAAUCGGUCGUAUAGAGCGAAAUAAACUACACUGGGAGGUAAAUCAACAGAUAGACAGAGAAAUCAGGGAUAUAUAAACGUGUAUUGGCACGAACGUUAUAUUGAACAGCGGAUCCCCCAUGACAUCGGAUUAAUCGACGCAUGAAAGCUCAAUCGGUGGUAUCCUGUGAGAGAUGAUUACUUAUUUAUGUAAAUAUUUGUAAAUAUUUGUACCUGUGACAGAGAGUGAUUUCGUUACAGCGCCAUUAAUAUCGGCGCGCAGGGAUUAUUAUCGACGAUAGAAAUAGAAGAAAGAAAACGAGCGAUAUGGAAAAGUCGUAACGGCUGUGUGUAUCGUCGUGACGAUUCGAUCGAAACGAGAAGAUGAAAAUUUCGCCCGAAUCGAGGCGCGUCUUUUCAUUUCUCUUCUCUCGCGCCGAGGCUCGCAUAGGAGCUUUCUUGCGGAAAUAAGCGUAGAGCAACGUACAGACACGUUGGACGCAUUAUCUUUAUCUAUACUUAGGCGAAAUGUAUAAAUCGGUGUGAUAGUAGCUUUUAAGUGACGCGUAGCGAGAACAUGCAGAAAACGUUGGCCAUUAAUUAAUAUCCGUUGUAAAAUAACGCUUAGGUACGUUCGCGAUCGAUUGUUGGCCAUCGAGUUACACGCGGUCGUUUUUAAGAGCUUUUGCAAUAGAGAAAACGAAGGGAACAGUUGCUCGCUGUUCUCUGUUUUCGUGCGUGUAUUUCAUUUUCAUUAUGCAUUUUUAUUUACCUCUUAUGAUUUUUAAAAUCGUACUAUUUCAGUUUCUCCUCCUCUUUUAGUUUGCAGAAGAUUUUACCGGGAAUUAAACGCAUUCUCUACUGGCUUAUCUUAAUUUCUUCAAUUACUAUUGUUCCGUUUUAUUUUUUGGAACGGUUUUUAAUAUAUUCGAACGCAAUUGAAACAGAUUCCUCCAGGGAGAACUUAAUCGAUUCGUAUUUCAUGUUUCUACCGUACGAACUAGAUAAGCAGCCAUUAACGACGAGGCGAAUUAAUUAAGCAUGAUUAACGGUGAAAAUAAAGAAACGUUAUAUAUGUAGAUAAUCGGUAGAGUAGAUGAAAAUGCAUAUGUAUGUGUCCCCUAUUGUAAAUAUGAAUCGAUCCAAUGCAAUAAAAUCAUCGAUACCAAUGAA
Molecule: messenger RNA, 5040 nt
Organism: Bombus pascuorum
Lineage: Eukaryota; Metazoa; Arthropoda; Insecta; Hymenoptera; Apidae
Product: fez family zinc finger protein 2-like
Exons: 2
Coding region: 1859-3013 (384 amino acids)
Biological process (GO): regulation of transcription by RNA polymerase II
Cellular component (GO): nucleus
Molecular function (GO): DNA-binding transcription factor activity, RNA polymerase II-specific; RNA polymerase II cis-regulatory region sequence-specific DNA binding
Source: RefSeq, a predicted model, not a curated record